Messenger RNA from Pangasianodon hypophthalmus (striped catfish), 1264 nucleotides. Its product is annotated as homeobox protein HMX3-A. Bases 289 to 1161 code for a protein of 290 amino acids. Lineage: Eukaryota; Metazoa; Chordata; Actinopteri; Siluriformes; Pangasiidae. Gene Ontology annotation, cellular component: nucleus. Gene Ontology annotation, molecular function: RNA polymerase II transcription regulatory region sequence-specific DNA binding; DNA-binding transcription factor activity, RNA polymerase II-specific. Gene Ontology annotation, biological process: regulation of transcription by RNA polymerase II. The transcript is spliced from 2 exons. The record is from RefSeq and is a predicted model, not a curated record.
CUCUCUCUCAGCCGUGUUAUUCCUCCUUAAAUCCCAUUUGCCAUUGUGCUCAGAGCUCAGUGUCCGCAUUUAACUUGGAUGACAUUUUGAUUUCAUCAUUACCCUCCAGACGCGUCCAUUCAUCAUCUAUCUAUCUAUCUAUCUAUCUAUCUAUCUAUCUAUCUGGGUUUAUCUUCUUGGCGUUAUUUGGAGCGCGUGAGGAAUCUUUAAAAGCUUCUUAAAAGCUUGAUAUUUUCCUCUCGAGACAUUUCUGGAAAGAGGGACUGGGUGUGUUUUUAUGGUGAUCCAAUGGCCGAGACAACGCCGGAGACUCGCCCGUUUAAAGACUCUCCGUUCUCCAUCAAAAAUCUGCUGAACUGCGAGAGCAAGCCCACUCUGAUCAAACCCAAAGCCAUCAUGAACUCCACCAAAGGACUGCUGGAGCACGGCUUCUCUCUGGCUCGCGUCGGAGACUUGAGUUUUCCGCGGUUUGAUCUGCCGGUGCAGAGGUUUGGAUUAGCGGCUCACUGGUGGUACCCGUAUGGACACUUACACAGAACUGCAGUGACAGAGAGGCCGGCGGUUAGAGACUCAUCCCCGGCGUCCGGUACAGACAGAGACUCACCGGAGCCGCGGCUCGCGCUAGAACCGGACGCCAAAGACGACGAGGAGAGCAAAAGCGUGGAUGAAAUCCUGCUGGAGGAAAGCGACACGGACGAGCCGAAGCGGGAUGACGCACCGGAAGCGGCGGGCGCGGCGGCGGAGAGCUCGGACAAGCGGCCGCCGUGCCGGAAGAAGAAGACGCGCACGGUGUUCUCGCGCAGCCAGGUGUUCCAGCUCGAGUCCACCUUCGACGCUAAACGGUACCUGAGCAGCGCCGAGCGCGCGUGUCUGGCCUCCAGCCUGCAGCUCACCGAGACUCAGGUGAAGAUCUGGUUCCAGAACCGGCGCAAUAAGUGGAAGCGGCAGCUGGCGGCGGAGCUCGAGGCGGCGAGUCUGAGUCACACAGCCGCGCGCCGCAUGGUUCCGGUUCCGGUGCUUUACCGCGAGGGUUCAGCCGGUGACACCGCCAGCGCCGCGUCCAGCCACGCCACAGCCGGCCAGCCGCUCCUCACCUUCCCACAUCCGGUCUACUAUCCACAUCCGGUGGUCGCCGCCGUGCCGCUGCUCAGACCCGUAUGAACACCGCGCGCGCGCUCGCGCUCAUCAUUCAUGAACGAUUUAUAACGCGCCACCGUCAUCUAAUGUUUCUAAUGAAAUAAAAUAAAGAAAGGAAGAAAAAAAA